UUUCAUUCGUCUGCUGGGUCGGGGGGGCGGGGUGGGGAUCGAGAAGCGCUCCGCCGUGGCGGCCGGGACGGCGGAUCAGAGAGAUGAUCACCCGCUCCAAGCUCGUCGAGCAGCUGCGCGAAUACCAGAUCCGAUCCCAGCACAAGUGGGGCGCCCUCACGGCCUUCUCCUCCAAGCCCCAGAUCACCACCAGACGGGAUGCUGCGUUGGCUCUUACAUGUGCUGUAGUAUUUGUCUUGCUCAUAGUGUCUUGUUAUGCAGCACUUUACUUCAGAUACUUCAAGGUUUCAGCUGUUUUUGUAUGCCUCGGAAUUCUUCUUCCGACAUGCCUUAAGAUUUCUAGGCAUCGAUGGGUUGCGAGGAAAAGGGAGAGAAGAAUGUUGUUACCUUUGUCCAUGUGAAUAUUAUUGGGGUUCUAUAACUUUUCUGGCAGAUAACCUGCCUAAUUUGUUAAGAGAUGAAUUUGGCUUAAUUAUCUAUCUAAGAGAUCACCCAUUAAAGAUCUAACAUUGGUUGCUGAUGCCCUCAUGAUAUUCCCAACAUUUCCCAGACUAAUCAUGGUAUGCCAUUUCUCUUUGUUCUAUAUCAAAGGAUACUUCUUUUA
Musa acuminata subsp. malaccensis (wild Malaysian banana) is the source of this 604-nucleotide messenger RNA. The record is from RefSeq and is a predicted model, not a curated record. NCBI's taxonomy places the organism in Eukaryota, Viridiplantae, Streptophyta, Magnoliopsida, Zingiberales, Musaceae.